AUGGAUGCUGUCAUGUUCACCAAUUUCUAUGUCAAUAUUUUCCCCAUACUCGCUCACGUCCCAGAUUGGGCUCCAGGAGCAGGGUGGAAGCGCACUAUUCGGAGGUGGAGAGACCAGAAGGCUCGAGCCUCUCUUGCUCCAUUAGAAUGGACAAAAGCUCAGAUCGAAGCCGGGGUCUCCCAACCGUCUUUACUUGGAAUGCUCUUAGAAGAGGAUCUAACGCCAGGAAUAUCAAUCGAGGAGAGGGAUCGCCGGUUGAAGGAAAUAGGACUUGCGCUCUACGCGGGAGGGACAGUCGCUCUCCCCCAUGUCUGCCUCGAGGAUGACAAGUUCAAGGGCUUCGAUAUACUGAAGGGUACAAUCGUCUUUGGGAAUAUCUGGGCAAUGAGCCGUGAUGAAAGUAUCUAUUCCAGCCCAGAAACUUUUGAUCCCGAGAGAUUCUUGGAUUCACAGCUUCCUCAGGUACCAGCCUUUGGGUGGGGGAGACGGCGCUGCCCUGGGGCAUCCUUUGGCGAAAAUUCGGUGUUUAUUGCUAUUGCUUCGUUGCUGGCCACUUUUACGUUCUCCAGUCCGGAUGGAUGUCCCAGAGAAAGCGCAAGUGCCAAGCUUGAAAACACUUCAAAUUCGCUAUUUUUGUGA
Messenger RNA from Rhizoctonia solani, 639 nucleotides. Its product is annotated as cytochrome P450 family protein. The record is from RefSeq and is a predicted model, not a curated record. Lineage: Eukaryota; Fungi; Basidiomycota; Agaricomycetes; Cantharellales; Ceratobasidiaceae. Gene Ontology annotation, molecular function: monooxygenase activity; oxidoreductase activity, acting on paired donors, with incorporation or reduction of molecular oxygen; heme binding. The coding region runs from base 1 to 639 and encodes 212 amino acids. The transcript is spliced from 8 exons.